Dufourea novaeangliae is the source of this 442-nucleotide messenger RNA. RefSeq names its product mitochondrial intermembrane space import and assembly protein 40. Bases 86 to 442 code for a protein of 118 amino acids. The transcript has a single exon. Gene Ontology annotation, molecular function: protein-disulfide reductase activity. Gene Ontology annotation, biological process: protein import into mitochondrial intermembrane space. Gene Ontology annotation, cellular component: mitochondrial intermembrane space. The record is from RefSeq and is a predicted model, not a curated record. Lineage: Eukaryota; Metazoa; Arthropoda; Insecta; Hymenoptera; Halictidae.
AGAAUCUAGUACAAUUUACUGUGUGCCUUUCUCUUCUAAGAAAAAGAUCAUAGAAUUUUUGCAUGUUUCUAGCAAUUGAUCAAUUAUGCCACUAAUUCAUAAGGAGGGAAAAGAUACUAUUAUAUUUGCAUCUAAGGAAGAUCAUGCUACACCUAGUAAAAUAGAUCUUCCAGAACCAGAACCAAGUCCUGGUCUCCUUUUGCCCAAUGGUGAAAUCAACUGGAACUGUCCUUGUCUUGGAGGUAUGGCUACAGGACCGUGUGGAGUAGAAUUCAGAGAAGCUUUCUCGUGUUUCCACUACUCCACUGCAGAUCCAAAAGGCUCAGACUGUUACGAAGCAUUUAAAACGAUGCAAAUGUGUAUGACCCAGUAUCCUGCCUUGUAUGGUAGUAAAGACACAAAUUUAGAUGAAUUCGAUGAAGAUAUGGAUUCGGAAGAAUAG